This is a messenger RNA of Perognathus longimembris pacificus (Pacific pocket mouse), 569 nucleotides long. It is a transcript of the gene Lhb, whose product is annotated as luteinizing hormone subunit beta. NCBI's taxonomy places the organism in Eukaryota, Metazoa, Chordata, Mammalia, Rodentia, Heteromyidae. Gene Ontology annotation, cellular component: cytoplasm; extracellular region. The transcript is spliced from 3 exons. The coding region runs from base 1 to 426 and encodes 141 amino acids. The record is from RefSeq and is a predicted model, not a curated record. Gene Ontology annotation, biological process: G protein-coupled receptor signaling pathway. Gene Ontology annotation, molecular function: hormone activity.
AUGGAGACGCGUCAGGGACUGCUGCUGUGGCUGCUGCUGAGUGUAAGUGGGGUGAGGGCCUCCAGGGGGCCCCCGCGGCCACUGUGCCGGCCCAUCAACGCCACCCUGGCUGCCGAGAAUGAGGCCUGCCCUGUCUGCAUCACCUUCACCACCAGCAUCUGCGCCGGCUACUGCCCCAGCAUGGUGCGUGUGCUGCCGGCAGCCCUGCCCCCCGUGCCUCAGCCUGUGUGUACCUACCGAGAGCUGCGCUUUGCCUCCAUCCGGCUCCCUGGCUGCCCACCUGGGGUGGACCCCAUGGUCAACUUCCCUGUGGCCCUGAGCUGCCGCUGUGGGCCCUGCCGCCUCAGCAGCUCUGACUGUGGGGGACCCAGGGCCCAACCCCUGACCUGUGACCUCCCCCAGCUCCCAAGCCUUCUCUUCCUCUAAUGAUCCUCCUCACAAUCCCUAUAAGCACCCUAAUUUCUAAGCCCACAGAUGCCCUAACCUUCCUCUCCAAAUAAAGGCUUCUCCAUCUGCUCUUGGUGUCCUUUGGGUCCAGGGACACCUCCCCCACUUAUCAGGGGUCCAGG